This is a messenger RNA of Ostertagia ostertagi, 1110 nucleotides long. The record is from the annotation of a GenBank genome assembly. Lineage: Eukaryota; Metazoa; Nematoda; Chromadorea; Rhabditida; Trichostrongylidae.
AUGGCAUAUUCCGUCCUCGCCACAUUGCCACCAGUUUUCGGCCUUUACGCUUCAUUUUUCCCGCCCUUGUUUUAUUUCCUAUUCGGCACAUCGAACCACAUUUCAAUCGGUGUGUUCUCGCUGACAUGCAUAAUGACUGGUCAGGCUCGAUUGUCAAUUUUAUCUGGUGAUGUCAAUGGAACUACUGCAACUGAUUAUGAAGGAAUCCAUGAUCUAACACCGAUUGAUGUCGUUGUACUGCUUGCUUUCCUUACUGGUAUCAUACAGCUAAUGAUGUGGGUUCUACACCUGUCAUUCUUAUCGACAUAUCUGACUGAUUCGGCAGUGACCGGGUUGACUGUUGGUGCAGCUAUCCACGCCAUGACGGCUCAGGUCAAAGGACUACUCGGCAUCACACUACGGCACACCUCCAGCGGUUUUCUUCAGCUAUUCGGGAAGUGGUACGCCAUAGUGGAGGGAUUGCCCAACACAAACCUCGUCACUUUAGCCAUAUCCGUUUCUACGAUCACAUUUCUCGUGCUUUAUAAGAAAAUUGUCGAGCCUGUGCUGAAGAAAAAGAAUAUUUCUCUUCCAGCGGAACUUCUUGCGCUUGUCGUCAUAACAUUUAUAUCAGCAAUGGCUCAUUUCCACGAUCGAUUCGGAGUAAUCAUCGUCGGUGAUAUCCCAACCGGACUGCCUCCACCGAAAGCGCCACGCUUCGAGGAGAUAUUGGUCGAGCGUUUGAUAAUUCCUGCUGCUAGUAUCGCUGUUGUGGCUUAUGCUGUUACCGUAUCCAUGGGGAAAUUGUUCGCUCGAAAACACAAAUAUCACAUCAACCCAAACCAGGAGAUACUAGCACUUGGAAUUGCUAGCACCAUUUCGUCGUUUUUCUCGGUGCUUCCUACGUCCACUUCAUUAUCAAGAAGUCUUGUAAACGAAGGAGCUGGAGCUCGCACACAGUUAUCCGGUAUGGUAGCGUCCGCUGUGAUUCUCUGUGUGAUUCUGGUGAUCGCUCCACUUCUCAGUGCGUUGCCGAUGUGCGUGCUGAAUUCAAUCGUCGUCGUGGCUCUGUCCUCCCUGCUGUCUAAAAUCACCGAGUUGAAAUAUCUAUGGCGAUUCUCCAAAUCGGAU